This is a messenger RNA of Tilletiaria anomala UBC 951, 2054 nucleotides long. RefSeq lists its product as uncharacterized. The record is from RefSeq and is a predicted model, not a curated record. The transcript has a single exon. Bases 82 to 1992 code for a protein of 636 amino acids. Lineage: Eukaryota; Fungi; Basidiomycota; Exobasidiomycetes; Georgefischeriales; Tilletiariaceae.
GUCAUCCAGCAGCUGGCGCUCAUCACGCAGAAUUCUCACGCCUUAUCUUCGCAGCGAUCCCAUCCUUCCGCGCAUGAUGUGAUGAUCGCGCUCGCGGAUCAAGGCAUCACAAAGCUCGACUUGAAGCGCCAAAUCAAGCGCCGUCGCACCAGGAGUAACCCUACCAUCGACGAGGUGCACCCGAUUGCGAUCCGGACACUUCCGGUGCCGUCCGUACUGCGCUUGACACUCCCGGCCGAUGCCACUGGAAAGCGUAAGGCCACCGAUACCAACGACGAUCCUAUACCAAACUGGGCCGACCCGCUGGCCAAAUUCUUGACUCAUGAAGGGCAGUUGCAGACGACUGCCGAGCGGCGCCGUUGUCACGAGCUGUCAGAAUACAAGGAUGUUCCGGCGCUCGGGCCUAUCGUCUGGCAGCUCUCAGAUCCCCACUACUCUCAUCUUCCGCAUCUUCCGCCGAGCUACACCUUCCUAGAGACACCUGUCUUUCCCAAGAAUCAGAAUGCACCGCUAUCAGCCGUACCGCCGGGCACCGCGUCGGAGACACCAGCGGUUUCGGUUGCCGUCCGCCCGCUCGAAUUCGUCGAGCUGAAGUGGACCAACUCGCAGCUCACGCAGACGAGCCUGAAAAGCCUCAUCAGGAGAAUCGAAGCAGCCCAGGCUGGGCUCUGGAAUGCGCAGAAUGAGGGACGUUCCAGGAUUCAAGAGCAGCGGAGCGAUUCUGUCAAGCUGGAGAACGUGCCGCCGAGCGAACGAGAUAGGGGUCCAGUUUCGAAGAAGAAACGUCUGACACUGCGUCCUAGCAUGUCAGGUAGCAGUCAAGCAGUCUCGCCCUUAUCUAUCACGCCGGACGCAGCUGGUCCAGCAUUAUCAGCCCCGCUUGCAGCCAUGCCGCCGCCAAUUGCCUCUACGUCGAGUAUCGGCGGGACGAAUAUUCCGCGGCGAAGCAUUUCACUCAACAUCCGAAGAGAGGGUCGACCAAGUUUGUCUGUCAUACCCCCUUCAUCUUUGUCCGCGUCCUCGAGCGUGUCCUCGUCGCCUGUCGUGCCGCAGACGAACGCAGGCCCAAGUUCUGCCAUUGUCAAGAGCGGCCGACUUUCCUUGCGAGUACGAACGCCUUCUGUGUUCGCCAGUCAUGGCGAGACAGCCGCACCACAUGCAGCACGCACCUCAAGCGCGUCGAUCGUCUCAGAUGCCGAGUCUGCGACAGCGCUCCCCUUGACAGCGCGUACACCCCUUUCAGCGCUAUACAGCGCCGGGGCAGCCAAGCUGGGCCUUGGCCUCGGAAUCGGUAUGCCUGUCGACGGCCCCAUGUCGAUGUCCCCUUUCGCCAAGACGCCGAGCACGGCAGCAGCACCUGGCUCGGCAGGAGGCGGCUACUUUUCGCGCAUCCACUCAUCCCUCAAUGCCCGUCGAGGCACCUUCGCAUCUGCAUUUGACUCAUCAAGCACCAAUGCAGCAGGCGAUCGCGUCCAAGUUGCCCCGCACGCGGGCUCGUUUGCCAUGUCGAGCCCCAUUAGCUUGCGCGUCGCGAGCGACACCUCGUCCGGAUUCGGAAUACCUCCUUCGACGCCUGCGACACCACUGACACCGCUCUACUUGGCGCACACGUACCCAGCCACACCGAAUGAAGCACAGAACCUCAUGGGCGGGUCCAUAUGGAGAGCGAAUCUGUUCGGAGUGGCCGACGCUGUCAGUGCGUUUUCUUUCCCGCCGCCAUCCCCCCUACCACCCGAUGUGAUUAGCGAUGUCCGCUCCAGAGCCGCAAGUCUUUCCUUACCCGGAAGUACCGCCGAAUCUCCCGCUCCUGCGGGGGGGACAGCCGUCAACGCGACGCCGGUAGCGGCCCAGCAGUCGCAGCAGCAAGGCGCCGAUGCACUUUUGGAAAGCCUGGCGUCACUACCUGGCGUGGUCAAUUUUAAGAAUUCGUGGUACCGCCCACGCGAGCUGCGCAGGGGAGCAAAGCAGGAGCCAAGGAUUGCGCUGGUGUAGCAUACAUCGCUGGUUCAUAUGUUCGUAGACACUCUGGAUGGGUGGCGCGGAUGACAAUCCAG